Messenger RNA from Volvox carteri f. nagariensis, 3463 nucleotides. RefSeq lists its product as uncharacterized. The record is from RefSeq and is a predicted model, not a curated record. The coding region runs from base 1 to 2847 and encodes 948 amino acids. NCBI's taxonomy places the organism in Eukaryota, Viridiplantae, Chlorophyta, Chlorophyceae, Chlamydomonadales, Volvocaceae. The transcript is spliced from 14 exons.
AUGUCGACCACCCAACGCGUUGACUUGGGCGCAUGCCGGAACCCGUCGCUCAACAUCCGGCCCGACCUCGCGCGUGCCGCCACUGCUAUCACCGGCCCUUCUGCGGACGAUGAGCUUGUGGGUCCCCGCGGCAGCUGGUGGUGGACCGGCAAGGCGCCCAUGGAUUGCCCGGGUUUCGAUGCCAAGGCUGGCGUCCUCCGCUCUCUACCGCUCCCCAACUUGCGCUCCUUCACGCGGCAGAGCGUGCUUGACUACUUUGAUAACAUCUGGACACUAACGGAGGUCUUGUUUGCAAGCUUGCAAACCGCGGAUGCCUUUAUCCGGCAGCCGUACCACCAGUUGCGUCACCCCAUGAUGUUCUACUACGGCCACCCAGCGGUGCUGUACAUCAACAAAUUUCGGGUGGCGGGCCUGCUGGAGAAGGGGAUCAACCAGUACUUUGAGCAGCUUUUCGAGACGGGUGUCGAUGAGAUGAGCUGGGACGACCUGUCCCGUGGCCGUGACGACUGGCCGCCUGUACGGGAGGUGCACGAGUACCGCAAGCAGUCGUACGCAGUCAUCCGCGAUAUCAUUCUGAACCAUCCGGCGCUUGACAAGGGCGAGGUCGGUUGGGACGACCCCGCCUGGGCCGUUUUCAUGGGCUUCGAGCACGAGCGCAUCCACUUGGAGACCUCCUCCGUCCUCAUCCGGGAGCUGCCGCUGACCCGCGUCCGCAAGCCCGAGUUCUGGCCCGACUACCACCCCAGCUGCCGCAGCCCCACGGUGCCGGUGCCUACGGAGGGUGUGGACUACCCGGUCAAUGCCAUGGUUCCUGUGGGUGGCGGGAAGGUGGUCCUGGGUAAGGACAUUGACUACCCGUCUUUCGGUUGGGACAACGAGUACGGCAGCAAGGAGAUCCACGUGGCGGGCUUCAGAGCCUCCAAGUUCAAGGUGACCAACGGCGAGUUCCUUCGCUUCGUCAAGGCGAGCGGCUACAUGAACCCCAAGUACUGGUCCGCGGAGGGCUGGGGCUGGAAGACCUUCCGCAACGUCAAGUGGCCCACGUUUUGGAUGCCCGAUGGACCGCAAGGCCUGCACAGGUACAAGCUGCGUGUUCUGUUCGACGCGGUGGAUAUGCGGUGGGAUUGGCCGGUGGACGUUAAUUACCACGAGGCGCGGGCGUUUGCCGCCUGGCGCACGGAGCAGGACGGCUCUCCGGUGCGUUACCGCCUCAUCACCGAGGCGGAGCACAACUUGAUCAGGAACAUCCGGGACAGGAUGGAUGCGCAUCUGCUGGUUCCAACCGCCGCAACCAACUCUCCGGAGCAGCAGGAGGCCGCAGCCGCCGGCCGCCGUCGCCCCGCCGCGGAUGAGCACGUCUCCCCGGACGCCACCAUGGUGGUGUCGGGCUUGGACGCGCUGACGUCAUCCGCGGCUGGCUUCAACUUCCAGCUGGCGUACGGCAGCCAGAACCCGGUGACGGAGCUGCCGCCCACUCUCCCUUCAAUGCCCUUCAUGUUCCCCUUGAAACCCCUUUCAUCAGGCGAGAAGGGCUUUUACGACACAUUGGGCAACGCAUGGGAGUGGGGCGAGGACCACUACGCGGCCUUCCCUGGAUUCAAGGUGCACCCCUUCUACGAGGACUUUUCUGCGCCGUGCUUUGCGGGGAAGCAUCAGCUGAUUUUUGGCGGCUCGUUCAUCUCGACGGGUCAGCUGGCUUCCAAGUUUGCUCGCUACCAGUUCCGACCCCACUUCUUCCAGCACGCCACCUUCCGUUUGGUCAAGCCUGACGUUGACAUGUCGUUGUACGACAGUGAGCGGUACGGCACCCACAACCCCGUGACACCGUUUUACGAGACGUCGUGCAUGGAUUCGGCGCCGCCGCAUGUGGGUGAUGGGCCUUGUUGUUCUGUCCGCCGGCGCGCCGCCUUCACCCCCACCCGCACCGAGGAGGCGGCCUCCACGAAGGCCAAGUUGGAAGCGGCGCAGGUGGCUUAUGAGAGCGACGCCAUCCUGGCCCAGUACCUCUCUUUUCAGUACGGCCCCCUGGACCGCGUCUACCCCGACCUCGUCAAGGAGACCGGCAUCAUUGCCGACGCCCUGGACUUCCCUCGCAAGCUGGCUGAUUGCCUCACCACCUGGGCAGAUCGGUCCGGAGUGUUGAAGCAGCAGGAGCCGGCGGCAGCAGAGGAGGCGUCAGGCAGCGGCCGCGGGCUUGCCGGACCAAGGGCCUUGGAUUUGGGCUGCGCAGUGGGCCGGUCGUCGUUUGAGCUGUCUAGGAGGUUCGGCGAGGUCGUUGGAGUGGACAUCUCCAAGACGUUCAUCGAGGUUGCCGCCAAGAUUCGCGACAAUGGCCGCAUGGACUACGAGUGCGCUGUGGAGGGCGAGAUUACGGAGCGGCUCACAGCAAUCCUGCCGGCAGCUUCCGAGCAGCAGCCGGGCCAGGCCGAGGAACAGCCAAUUAAUGCAAGACGCUGCCGCUUCCUGCAGGGUGACGCAUGCGACCUGCCGUCCUCUCUGGGUCAGUUCGAUGCGGUAUUGGCGGCUAACUUGCUGUGCCGGGUUCCGGAGCCGACGGCCUGCCUGGCGCAGAUCAAGACUUCUCUGAGGCCCGGAGGUGUGGCGCUGAUUACUAGUCCCUUCUCCUGGCUGGAGCAGUACACAGACCGCAGAAACUGGCUCGGUGGAGGUUACAAGGACGGUCUGCCGAACAGGUCCGCCGAGGCGCUCAAGUCGCAGCUAGCGCCAGACUUUGACGUCCUGGAAGAGGGCACCAUGCCGCUCAUUAUCCGAGAGCAUGCGCGCAAGUACCAACUUAUCAAUGCGUACAAGCUCGUCGUGCAACGCAAAAGCGACAGCAGUCAAUGAGAUUUGAUUUCCGCGGGACGGAUUCCCUGAGAGCUGGUUUGGACCGGGGCGGCGCUCGCCCUUGUAGAGAAUAAUAGUAUUAAGAAGUUUUGCCGAAAGAGAUGGAGACCCCAACGUGGGUCCACACACCACGCAAAUUGUUGUGGUAAUGAAGGGGAGAGGUUGAGAUGUGGGUCUGUGAUGUAGAUUGAAGCUGUGGAUAGUGAAAAAAGUGUUGGUUAUCUCAUACCACCGGCCAUGUUGCAUCUGGCAGCUGCUGGUUAUCUCGGUGGUGGCUGGAUGGGCUUUGCUGAUCCUGCAGGAGAGUGAGGCGGCCUACUUGAACUGGCGUGAUGCUGUUCUAGCUGAGGAGUAAAGUGGUUGGAGGAAGAAAGGAGUGAAGCGGAGCGGCGAGGCGGCGAUGGUAAGACGUGAGAAGCGGUGAAUGACCAGCGGCGUGACGGUGUCUGAUGAGUGUGAGAAAUGGUGUAUGUGAGCGCUUAAGUAGUGACAUGGACGCGAUUUUUAGUCGCGGGGGACCCCAAGUGCAGUGUGUGACCACCUGGUUGCUGUGGCUUGCAACCGUGACGUGUCGGCCGGUUCAUCGGUGAUUCUGCGGGGAUCUGCGGGAUUUAUG